Molecule: messenger RNA, 504 nt
Organism: Aureobasidium musti
Lineage: Eukaryota; Fungi; Ascomycota; Dothideomycetes; Dothideales; Saccotheciaceae
Source: the annotation of a GenBank genome assembly
AUGUCAAGAUCAACAUUACAACAAUCGCCAGUGUUUACACCUGGCAAAUGCCUAAUUGCCCUUGUCAAUGUAGUAACUCUAUUCGGACCGUUCCUAGCAGAUUGGAAACGACUGAUCAUCUUUACCAGUGAAACUCACAUCUACAACCCCAACUGGCCACCCCAUGCCCGCUACCACAACGGCCAAACCAUGUCUCUAGGACUCUUUGUGGGCCUUUUGACCUACUAUAUCCUGUUUAUUUUGCUUCCCUCUGCAUCGCCGUCCCCAAAGAUCCAACAAGUCCAUCUGAACUGGGUCUUGGUGCUUCAGAACUUCAUGUACUUGUCUAGUUUGAGUGGCAUCUUGUAUCCGGGGGCUGGAUGGACGGAUCCAGAGUUUGGAGACGACAAACCGCAGUUGUAUGUUUUUCCUUGGUUGGUGGUGGUCUGUUGGGUGGGGUGGUAUGUUGAGAGGAGGAGGAUUGAUAUACUGGCUAAGAGCGAGGAGCAGGGGAAGAGAGAGUGA